AAUAUAUUAUAGUAGCACAGGAAGUUGAACAUUUCCUUUCCGCCUUUUAGCCCGGCGCUGUUUACACGCGUGCCGAUUUCUUUUUAGCAAAUUGUCUAAAAUCGACAGAUUUAUUGGAAAUCAACGCGGCAGUUAUGAAACCCAUUCUGUUACAGGGCCAUGAAAGGGCCAUCACACAAAUCAAAUACAACAGAGAAGGCGACCUUUUGUUUUCCGUUGCCAAGGACCCCGUGGCAAACGUGUGGUACUCUGUCAACGGAGAGAGGCUAGGUACAUACAAUGGACACACUGGUGCCGUUUGGUGUGUAGAUUGUGACUGGGAUACCAAGCAUGUGUUGACAGGUUCUGCUGACAACAGUUGUAGACUGUGGGAUUGUGAGACGGGGAAACAGCUUGCGCUCUUGGAAACGAGUUCUGCUGUGAGGACCUGUGGCUUUGACUUCAGUGGCAACAUAAUCAUGUUCUCCACCGAUAAACAGAUGGGUUACCAGUGCUUCCUGAACUUCUUUGACCUAAGGGACCCUCAGCAAAUUGAGGACAACCAGCCCUACCACUCAGUGCCCUGCAAUGAGUCCAAGAUCACCAGUGCUGUCUGGGGACCCCUGGGGGAGUUUGUCAUUGCCGGCCAUGAGAGUGGCGAGAUCAACCAGUUCAGUGCCAAGUCAGGGGAGAUUCUGAAGACCGUGAAGGAAAACACAAAGCAGAUCAAUGACAUCCAGUCGUCUGUGGAUCUCACCAUGAUCGUCACCGCCUCCAAAGACUGCACCGCCAAGCUUUUUGACUCCACGUCACUUGAUCACAUCAAGUCCUUCAAGACUGAGAGACCUGUGAACUCUGCUGCCAUCUCUCCCAACAUGGACCAUGUGGUCAUGGGUGGUGGGCAAGAGGCUAUGGAGGUCACUACCACAUCCACGAGGAUUGGCAAGUUCGAGGCCAGGUUCUUCCAUUCAGCCUAUGAAGAGGAGUUUGGAAGAGUAAAGGGACAUUUCGGCCCCAUCAACUGUGUAGCUUUCCACCCAGAUGGGAAAAGCUAUAGCAGUGGAGGAGAGGACGGAUACACCAGAAUUCACUACUUCGAUACCCAGUAUUUCGACUUUGAGCUGGAGGCGUAAACAGCGUUGGCGGCAGCAACAUUCCAUCUGAGCGCUGACCCCAGAUCAGUCGUAUGGCAGUGUGUCGGCAUCACACAGCGAAUCAGCCCCAACCAUCGGCUGCCCUUAUGCAUUUCUGGUUUUUGUAUGCUUGGUUUUACUUCAACACAUUACUCUCUAUGAGCCUUACUCCAGGGUCUAUUAAAUUAAUGGAUAUUGCUAAUAAAAACUUGGUUUUGAGGCA
This is a messenger RNA of Sardina pilchardus (European sardine), 1335 nucleotides long. RefSeq names its product eukaryotic translation initiation factor 3, subunit I (gene eif3i). Gene Ontology annotation, biological process: cytoplasmic translational initiation. Gene Ontology annotation, molecular function: protein binding; translation initiation factor activity; RNA binding. Gene Ontology annotation, cellular component: cytoplasm; eukaryotic translation initiation factor 3 complex, eIF3m. Bases 135 to 1112 code for a protein of 325 amino acids. The record is from RefSeq and is a predicted model, not a curated record. The transcript is spliced from 11 exons. NCBI's taxonomy places the organism in Eukaryota, Metazoa, Chordata, Actinopteri, Clupeiformes, Clupeidae.